ACAUAAAAAAAAAAAACAAAUUGUCUUUCGGCACUAAACAGAGGCGAGGAAGGUGGAGACGACUUCGAGUUCGAGAAGAGAUCAUCGGUUCCGAAGCAACAGCAUGUUGUCACCACUCGCCGUCUCCCUUUUCACCUUCCUCCUCGUCUGUCCAUCGCUCUCCUCCCUACCUCAAUCCCCUCUCCCAACCCCAACACCAGCUCCAAAUGAUCCGCCCACUAUCUGCAUCGUCGGCAGCGGAAUCGGCGGUUCCUCCGUCGCUCACUUCCUCCGUCACUACUCCUCCCACCCUUUCUAUAUCCGAAUCUUCGAGCGUAACGGCAUCGUCGGGGGCCGCAUGGCCACUGUCAACGUCUCCGGCCAGACCUUCGAGGCCGGUGCCUCCAUUCUCCACCCCAAGAAUUUCCACGCCUUGAACUACACUAAGUCCCUCGGGUUGAAUAUCAAGAAGCCCUCUUCUUCGGAUUCUUUCUCUCUCGGCAUUUGGAACGGCAAGAAUUUCGUGUUCAAAACUUUAAGCUUUAGUUCCAAGCUCCCAUUCGUUGACAAGAUCGUCUCACUCGCCAAUUCCGUGCUCAUGUUCCUGCGCUACGGGUUUUCACUCCUCAGAAUGGAGAGCUUCAUCGAGAGUACCGUGGACAAGUUCUUGAAGUACUAUGAAAGCUCUGAAUCCAGACCAGUUUUUGAGACUGUGGAUGGGAUGCUAAAAUGGGCGGGUUUGUACAAUCUCACGACCCGGACUCUGCUGGAGGAAAUGAUUGAUUCAGGGUUCUCUCCCUUAUUGAUAGAAGAGCUUGUCACUGUCAUCACAAGAAUAAAUUAUGGGCAGAGUGUCUCUAUCAGUGGACUUGCUGGUGCAGUUUCAUUGGCAGGAUCUGGUGGAGGGUUGUGGGCCAUCGAAGGAGGAAAUUGGCAGAUGGCUGCUGGAUUAAUUAAUCGCUCAGAUGCUGCAUUGCACCUCCGUGAAGAAAUAGAAUCUAUCUCUUAUCUGGGAGAAUAUUAUGAGCUUAACUCCACAGUAGGGAAUAGUUACACGUGUGAAGUUACGGUGGUUGCUACACCUAUGGAUGAGCUGAAUAUUCAGUUUUCCCCUCAAAUUUCAAUUCCUAAGAGAGAAUUACAGCACACCCAUGCAACUUUUGUGAGGGGCCUUCUAAAUCCUGCAUAUUUUGGCCUAAAUGUUGUAUCAGAAAUCCCAGAACUGGUAGGCACGAUAGAGGAUUCUGACCUUCCAUUCUCAAGCAUUUCAGUUCUAAGGCAACAUGGUGAGAAAGAUAUGACUUACAAGAUAUUUUCUCGUCAACCCAUGGCAGAUACGUUACUGGAUAGCAUCUUUAGUGUUAGGCAGGAGACAAUUCGGAUUGAUUGGGGUGCUUACCCUCACUACAGUGCUCCUGAAGUUUUUGCACCAUUUAUCUUGGAUGGUCGGCAUUUGUACUAUGUGAAUGCUUUUGAGAAUGCAGCUAGCACAAUGGAGACAAGUGCUGUUGCAGCUGAGAAUUUAGCACGACUAAUCCUAUCAAGAUUUUUUAACCUAGCACCCUUGAUUUCAUCUAACCUGAGCUCAAACUCUGGGGAACUUUUACAUGUGGACCUGUGAAUUGUGUAUAUAGUCACAACUUUUACACCGAAUAAUUUCAGAUAUUGGUUAAGAUCCUAAUGUAAGAUUUUGGAUAUUAACCAUUUAUGUCUGGCCAAAGAAAGAAGCUUGUAUCAGGUAUUUUUGUUUUAUGAUAUUUUGAGAAGUUGGUGUGUAUGUGCUAAAA
Carya illinoinensis is the source of this 1766-nucleotide messenger RNA. Its product is annotated as farnesylcysteine lyase. The record is from RefSeq and is a predicted model, not a curated record. The transcript has 5 exons. The coding region runs from base 104 to 1600 and encodes 498 amino acids. Gene Ontology annotation, biological process: prenylated protein catabolic process; prenylcysteine catabolic process. Gene Ontology annotation, molecular function: prenylcysteine oxidase activity. Lineage: Eukaryota; Viridiplantae; Streptophyta; Magnoliopsida; Fagales; Juglandaceae.